AUGUUUAAAUGGAGUGAAGUCUGGCAGACUUUAUGGGUAGCAAUACAAAGAACACUAGUGCUAUUUAUGGGAAUAUACAUCUUCUUUGCAUAUAACACAGUAUAUUCACUAGAAAUGCUUGAUAGUGUCUCAGUUGCAACCCUUUGCAUAUUCAUCGUCUAUCAGAUACUUAUCCUUCUAGUGGGAUUCUCCUUCCUGAGAAUGACCAUCUCAAAGAACUGCACGACACUAGAGCUUUUCCCAGAGAUAGUUGGCAAAGACAGUGACUCGGAUGAUAGCAGCAUGAGCAUCAAUCCCUUUGAGAAGGAGCACAUCUUUGCAUACAGACACGAAAUGAACAUAUGUGAGAAGUGUAAUACUUCGCAGCCUAUGCGCAGCUAUCACUGCGACAAGUGCGACCACUGCAUGCUUCUUAUGUACAAGCACCUAGUCUGGUUUGAUCUAUGCAUUGGGUUUACAAACUACAAAUUCUACAUUGUCUUCUUAUUCUACCUUCUCCUUCUGGAUCUAGUUGGCCUUGGGUGCUUCAUUCAGUCUAUAGCCACUCCAGGGACAAAAAGAGAAACACUUGCUCCAAUUGUAGUAGGAAUUACAAUGCAGGUAAUUGCUUUGUUAUUCACUGUCUGGUACUUGGCAGAAGGAGUGUACUCCAUAUGCAUCAAUCAAACCCCGCAGGAGAGAAAAUACCCUGCAGAAAAUACAAAUAUAUCCUACAACAUGGGAUAUUAUCAGAACUGGAAGAUAAUCAUGGGAGAGCGUUGGUAUAUGUGGUUUAUUCCCAGCUGGUCAACCCAAGGAGAUGGCCUUAAAUUCCAGCAUACGCGUAAGGUUGAGCCUGAUGUCUAUGAAGGAGAUCUUCUUAGCAACAACAUGUAG
This is a messenger RNA of Nematocida ausubeli, 876 nucleotides long. RefSeq lists its product as uncharacterized. The transcript has a single exon. Lineage: Eukaryota; Fungi; Microsporidia. The record is from RefSeq and is a predicted model, not a curated record. Gene Ontology annotation, molecular function: protein-cysteine S-palmitoyltransferase activity. Gene Ontology annotation, cellular component: Golgi apparatus; endoplasmic reticulum. Bases 1 to 876 code for a protein of 291 amino acids. Gene Ontology annotation, biological process: peptidyl-L-cysteine S-palmitoylation; protein targeting to membrane; translation.